Molecule: messenger RNA, 4198 nt
Organism: Xiphophorus maculatus (southern platyfish)
Lineage: Eukaryota; Metazoa; Chordata; Actinopteri; Cyprinodontiformes; Poeciliidae
Gene: pdzd7a
Product: membrane-associated guanylate kinase, WW and PDZ domain-containing protein 3-like
Exons: 16
Coding region: 240-3077 (945 amino acids)
Biological process (GO): auditory receptor cell stereocilium organization; sensory perception of sound
Cellular component (GO): cilium; plasma membrane; stereocilium tip
Molecular function (GO): protein binding
Source: RefSeq, a predicted model, not a curated record
UUUCUUAUUUAUACUUGGAGUCCGGUAGAAGUCGUCAACUUCAGUCGUAGCCACUUUCAGAGUUCAGUUGAGGAGUUUGGAUCUGUGGUUGGAAGCCACUCCACUUUUCCACCACUGCUGCCCCUCUCCACCUUUUCUCCCCCAAGCCCGAGGCUGCACCUCCUCCUCCUCCUCCCGACAGGCGAAACCAGAUAUUCCAGUGCCUGGAUGACGGAGAAAAGUUUUUCCAGGCCUACCCGAUGGCUGGCUCAUUUCACCAUCCUGCCUGGAGCGAGAUGACAAACGGAGGCGGGCACCCCCACUUCAGCAAUGGAGGCCGGGGUGGGGGAUCCCAAAGCACUACGCGCUACAUGCUGAAGAAACAGCAGCGCCACAGACGCAGGUCCUCCUCUCCCAUGGGCAGGGUCAUUCUCAUCAAUGCACCUGUAGAUGGAGGAGACGACAGUGAAGAUAUUCACACAGUGACAGUCAAUAAGAGCUCAGAUGGGCGUCUUGGCUUUAGUGUCCGUGGGGGAUCCGAACAUGGACUUGGUAUAUUUGUCAGUAAGGUGGAGGAUGACAGCACAGCAGCACAGGCUGGGCUCACCGUGGGGGAUAAGCUGGUGGAGGUGAACGGAGUCAGCCUGGAGAGCAUCACCAUGAGCAGCGCUGUGAAGGUCCUGACAGGAAACAACAGGCUGAGGAUGGUGGUGAGGCGUGUAGGAAAGAUCCCCGGCAUCCGCUACUCCAAGGAGAAGACCACAUGGGUGGAUCUAAUUCACAGAAGGAUGGUGGUGGAGGAGAACGGUCGUACGCCGUCAGAGGCCAGCUCAGACAGCGCUCUCCGCCGGAUUGUACAUCUCUUCACUACAUCGGACGACUACUGUCUGGGUUUUAACAUCAGAGGCGGCAAAGAGUUUGGACUUGGCAUUUAUGUCUCAAAAAUGGACCCAGGUGGGCUUGCAGAACAGCACGGCAUCAAAAUGGGAGAUCAAAUCCUUGCAGCAAAUGGGGUGAGCUUUGAGGACAUCACCCACAGCAAUGCAGUGGAGGUCCUGAAGAGCCACACUCACGUCAUGUUAACCAUCAGGGAAGUUGGAAGAUAUCCCGCAUACAAGGAAAUGGUGGCAGAGUAUGGCUGGCUUGAUAAAUUAGCCAAUGGCGGCCCUGCACUGUCCUCUCAGGGUUCAGACUCCAACUCCUCUGUGUCCUCGCUGUCCUCCAGCACGCCUGUCAGCUCCCUCAGUGGUCUCUCUCAGGUCCUUUUCCCCCCGGUUUUUCGCUCAGAGAUGGUGGAUGUGGCCAUCUGCACAGAGGAUCGCUCCCGACGUCAAAGCAGCGCAGAGCGGACAGCAGACAGUGCCAUUCAGACUGACCCCCCAGCCGCAGACUUCAUGGACCAUUCUCCUCCUAACAGGCUGGACCCUGACCGGCUGGUCGACACGGAAACCAGUCGGACUGUAGGGGAAACUAUGCUGCUGAAGGACACAGUCAUACGCGGGAAAGGUGAGGGGCCGAGGGACAUGGGAGAGGUCAAAGAGUUGGGACGGGGCCGAGUGAGGACACCGUCCGCCGGGGAGAGGGACGCUGAAAAACAGUCGCCUAAAACAGAAGCACUGAUGGCCCUGAGCAAACCACGAAAGCCAAUCCGACGUUCCCAGAGCCACAUCACCGUGUCAGAGAAGAAGAAAAAAGGGCAACAGAAGCAGAAAGACUCAGCAGACGGUAAAACAAACCUGCAGCGUUCCAAAACCUUUGUCAACCUUUUCUUCAAGAAAGACCAUAAAGACAAGAGUCGCUCGAGGUCUCCGUCUUAUCAUCCUAAUGAAAAAGAGCGAAGUCGUCCAUUCCAGCUCUUUACUUCCCCGAGGGAAUCCCGCGCCGGCAGCCCACUGCCCCAUCAUGAGACGCUGCAGCAUGUGGAGGACAUGUCAAAGAAAUUGCUCAGUCCAGACGAGGUUGCUGCAGUGAUGAGACAUUGUCGGCGGUUUUUGUCUGACAAUGUGAUUGAGGAUUUGGUGCGCCCCCUGCUGGCAAUCUUGGAUCGGCCAGAGAAGCUGCUUUUGCUCAGAGAAAUAAGAAUGCUGAUACCCACGUCUGAGUUGGGUCGUUUUGACAGCCUGGUGAUGCCGUUUGAGCUGGAAGCGUAUGACAUCCUCAAGAGUCGCUCUAUACGCUCACCGGCUCUUCGGUCACCUCGCAGUGGAACUCCUCGGCGUCACCUCAUCACCCCAAUCCCAGACUACAGAGGUGGAUUUCACCUCCAGCCAGUUCAUGACACACACCAGGAGCGCCAGCUGAUCGAAGACUUCGAGAGACUUCGUCUGACCAGCCAACAAACUGGUCACCUGCCACCUUCCCGUGCCUUCAUCCCUCUGCUGGAUGUGCCCGUCGAUAACUAUGCGUCUUCCAUUGCGCGCUCACGUACCCCAAGCCCCAGCCACAGUUUCCUCCUCUCUGGGUCUCCUCACAACACCCAGCCUGGACGUCAACCUCACCGCUCCCCGAACAGGAGUGAGAAUGGGACACCAAGGUAUGACCAGGUGUCCUUGCUGUCUGUGUCAGACCGUGGAGACGCAGCUCCUGAGCGUGGGAGAUCACCUGUGAGGAGCAGCCAUGGCAGAGGGAGGAGAGAGGGGAGUCCUGACAGCAUCUACAGCAGACAGAGCAGGCAGGACGGCUACACUGAGAGAGAGAGAAGCCCCUCCUCACGCCGAGGGAGUGGCCUGCAGGUAAACGGACACUUUCAAAAUGGUCAAGAAAGAAGAGGAACUCUACCAGCUGAGCAGUAUGAAAUCAUGACACUCACCAUCUCCAAGGCCAAGCAAUCGCUAGGUAUUAGCAUCUCUGGGGGUAUCGAGUCUAAGAUCCAGCCUGUAAUAAAGAUUGAGAAAAUAUUUCCAGGAGGAGCUGCCUCUACAAAUGAGGCUCUGAAGGCAGGGUAUGAGCUGUUGUCCGUCGACGGCGAGAGUCUGCAGGGAGUAACUCAUCAGCACGCUGUGGACGUCAUCCGCCGUGCCUUCAGCAACAAGGCCAAAGACCCGAUGGUUUUCGUGGUCAAGGUCCCGAAGGUUCCCCUCGUCCCCCCGGAGCUAUGAGACCUGCUGAGUAGACGCUGUGCACCUCGCCAGCAGACUGCUGCCGAAGCAUAAAAGACAGUGAAACCUGCAACUCCUGAUGGAAACAAAGUGAAUCAAGCAGAUUGUAGUAAAGUUUGUUAGAAACCCUUUUUUGCCACAUCAACAUGUGAGAUGAAGUCCAACAUGUUACUUUUAUAACAUUUUACUAAAUGCAUUCGCUAUAGAUGUUUUUUUUUAUAAAGUAUGGUUUAUGACAAAAUUAUUUGAUUCAUGCUUUAGCUCUUGGUUGACUGUGCCACUGUUCCAACAGGCCUAUCCGUGACCUCAGCACUGUCUGACAGUGGACUGCACUUUACUCUCCUCAACCCAGCAGCCCUCGCAAAAACCGCCAGACAGAGAUUAUCCCUGCUUGUGUUAUGAGACUUAUAGAUUCAUAUCCAGAUUAAAGUCCUGUGUUAUGUCAAAACCGAGAGUUUGAUUUUAGUGAAAGUCUGGGAUAAUUAAAAUGUUCUGCCCCGUAUUUUUAUGCAUAUUUUUUUGGCAAAUUUUUUGUGCUCUGAAGCAAUUCGCCACUUUAGAGGCUUAAUUACAACUUGCUUUGGUCAAAGCUUAUGCAGGCAUGAAAAGAAGAAGGAAAUCACAUCACAGGGGAAAGCAGGACUUGAACGCUGGUGGUAUGGUUUAAAUCAGAGCAAGGGAGCUCAGAUAAGAGCAGGAGGAUGUGCUGUGCAUAGUGCCUUAUUUCUGUGGGAGGAUAACACUGAUAAAGUAUUACUCAUAAGUGGUUCUGAGGUGAAGGCUUCAUGACCGCAGAUGUGGUAGAAAUGUAAGGAUGGAACUCGUGUCUCAAUGUUUUUUGAGUUGCUACAAAAUACAGAAGUAGUCUUUAAAACUUUGACUUCAAACCAUAGAUUUUUAAAUUUUCUUUACAGAAAUAAACCACAAGAGGUACUGUAAGAUAUGUGAAGUUUGAACUACUAACACUGAUACCUAUUAAGACUAAACAAGAAGUCUGUAAUAUUAGAUCAUAUUUCUCAACAACAUAUAGUUUUUUGUGCUGACACAAAAUAAUAAUUUAAGUGGGUUGGAAAAACCUCAAGCACAACUAUACGGCAGACUUUAAAGGAAAAAUAACAUAU